AUGAAAGAUAUAAGUUUACCAAAAUAUUUACACAUUGAUAUUUUAAAACCAAUAAUUGAUUAUUUAUUAACAAAUAAUAAUAAAAUAAAUUAUGAUAAUAAUAAUAAUAAUAACAAUAAAUACAUAAUUAAAAACUAUUAUUUAUAUAUAAAUGAAAUAAUUAAAUUAUCAUUAGUAUCAAAUCAUUGGUAUCAAAUAAUAUCAAAUUUAAUAAUAUCAAAUUUAAUAUCAAAUAAUAUUUUAGAGGAAUGGUUCAAUUUAUUUGAAGAGGAUUUACAGGAGGAGGAGGAGGAGGAUUUUAAUAAAAGAAUUAAUUUUAUAUUAUAUAGGUUUAAUAAAAUUUAUGAUGUUUGUUUAACUCAUUCAUAUUUUAAAAUGAAAGUUAAUCAAAAAUAUUCAAUUAUCAAAAUUAAUCAAUCAAUUAUUAAAGAUUAUUUUAGAAAUCAAGUACUAUGUAUUUAUGAUUUAACAUAUGAAAAAUUAUUACAACUCAGUAAAUUAGAAACAGAAGGUAAUUUAAAGUAUAGAAAGAUUAUAUCAAAAAUUUUCUACACUAAAGAUGUUUUUAAAAAUUUAUUUUUAGAAGGUGGAAUUGCAAAAGGUAUUGAAAAGAAUGGUUUACUUGAUAUAUCAUCAAAUAAAAACAACAACAACAACAAUAAUAAUAAUAUUGUAGAAUUAAUUGUUUAUGAUUUUCUAUUGGAAAAUGAUGCUGAAGAAGGUUUUUAUAAUUUAUUACCAAAGGAAGAUGAUGAAUAUGGUAUUUAUAAAGAUCUCCAACCAAUACUCUAUUUAAACACUAUUGAUUAUGAAGGAUCUCAAGAUGAUUAUAAUGAAAAAACAUUUAGAAUUUUGGAAUACUUAAAAUCAAAAAAUAUAAAAUUUAGAACAACUAGUGUUAAAAAUGUUCAUGCAGAUUUUUCAUUAAUGUUUAACAAUAAAAUCAACAAUCAAGUCGAGUCAAUUAGAAUAGAUUCAGAUUUUGUAGAACCAAUCGAUUUGCAAAAUGUAUAUGAACUUACAAAUUUACAUACACUUUCAAUUCCAUUACAUUUUCAUCAAAUGAUUCUAUUACAAUUGGGUAUUGAGGAAUUACAUUGUAGGGGUGGUGAUUUACUUGAACAUACAGAUAAUGUAAUGCAAGAUUGGGAUAAAAUGAUUCAAUCAUUAUUGGCAAGUAAAUCAAUUAAAAAUUUUAAAAUUUUUAAUAAAUGUUAUUUAGGUGAAUGUAUCAAUCAAAGCAUCAAAUCUUAUAAUAAUGAAAAUUACAGUGCAGCCAGUAGACAAGUUAAAAAAUUAUUUUCAGAUGGUAUCAAACAACUUUUAUCAUCAUCAACAUUUAAAUAUUUUAAAAUUUAUAAUAUGCACGAUAUCAUUAGUAUUGAUACAUUUUCAGAAUUAAAAAAUAAUAAAACUCUUAAAAAAUUGGUAUAUAAAGAAAGGUUUCUAUAUAAUUAUUGCCUACGUAAUAAAGAAGAGGUUGCAGAACAUCAAUUUAAUAUUAUAAAUUAUUUAAUUGAAAAUGUUUUUUCAAAUGGUGCUAGUGGUAGUGGUAUGCUUAGUAAUAAUAUCAAACAUUUUAAAUUUUCAUUGGAAUUUCCAAAUAAAUUAAAAUUAAUAUUUGAAUCAUUAUUUAAGCAUUAUAAUUAUUUUCAACUAUAUUCUAUUACUAUUGUAAUAUAUGAAACACUUUAUGAAGAACUUUUAAAUGAAAUUAUUAAUCUAUCAAAUAAAAUUUCAAAAGUUCAACAACAGCAGCAACAACAACAACAACAAUCAAUUAAAGAAUUUAAAAUUGUUAUCAAUAAAAAAAUUAACAAUAAACAUUUUCAAACAAUAUUAAAUGAUAGAAAUAUUAAUGGUGAUAAUGGUUUAUUUGUAAUUACAGUUUCAAAUAAAAAAAGACUCUGCUAA
Messenger RNA from Dictyostelium discoideum AX4, 1914 nucleotides. RefSeq lists its product as hypothetical. Lineage: Eukaryota; Evosea; Eumycetozoa; Dictyosteliales; Dictyosteliaceae. Bases 1 to 1914 code for a protein of 637 amino acids. The transcript has a single exon. The record is from RefSeq and is a predicted model, not a curated record.